Molecule: messenger RNA, 354 nt
Organism: Cyclocybe aegerita
Lineage: Eukaryota; Fungi; Basidiomycota; Agaricomycetes; Agaricales; Hemipholiotaceae
Source: the annotation of a GenBank genome assembly
AUGUCAUACGCUGGCCUUUCCAAGGGGAUAACGGGGUUGUUUAUAACGAUCAUUUUGGCCGCCCACGCGAACUCGCCAGCCACAAGCGAAGCGCUUCUACAGGAACUCAAUGACUCACAGCCUGAACUUCUGGCGCGGAUCAUCCGGACUGUGCCAGCGAUGAUUCCCAAGGCGUACCGAUGGGUGGGGGAGAUGGAGGAGAUUGCAGGAUUUGUCGGGGGUGGAGAGGGGGAGAUAUAUCAGGGCAUGGCGAAGGUAUUCGGGAGGGUGGAGGCGUCGGUGGCAACGGGGAAUGAUGAUGUCGAGAGGCUGCAGGAAUUUGUCGAGGCGGCGAAGCGGAGGAAGGGAAUCUAA